AUUCACUCUGCCUGGCGCGAGCGCACGCCCCAGUGCAUUAACGUGAGCACGAGCUGUCCUGUUCUGCUGCAUUAUUAUCAUCAGCUAUAGCGGCUGCAAUACACUUCCUCUCAACCCAGCGCCAAAGAACUCGGAGAUCAGGUAUUUCAACAUGAAUGAGCCAGACGGACUGCGCUACCGGAAGCUAAACAGACCCCAAAUUUUAACGGACGACUCGCAGGAACCCCAGCACAAAAGCACGAGCACAUACAGCGGGAAGGUCUUCCGGGUCACUUUGCUGUCUCUUGCUGCAUUCGUCAUUCUCCCAGUCCUGGUGGUUGCUUUUCUCCUGGAGUCCCCCAUUAAGCCAGAAGCAUUUAGUCUCAAUGAACCACCACUUAUGACUGGCUGCUUUGAACCCAACCUAAAGCUUAGACAAGCAGAAAGAAUCUUUGAGGACCUGCUCAUUGGACCUGAAUCCAUUGCUAAUAUUGGAGAUAUUCUAUACACCGGUACAGCAGAUGGAAGGAUUGUGAAAAUUGAUGGAAGGAAAAUCAACAUUGUGGCAAAACUGGGCAAUCCUCCAUGUGGGUCUCCUGAGCAGGAACAUGUUUGUGGACGGCCGCUUGGAAUCAGAGUGGGUCCGAAUGGCACCCUGUUUGUGGCUGAUGCCUACCUGGGGCUGUUCGAGGUUAAUCCUGUCACAGGUGAGACAACACUACUAGUGAGCACUAAGAAGAUGGUUGGUGGUCGACGACUCUCAUUUGUCAAUGACCUGGACGUGACACAUGACGGGAAGAAGGUGUAUUUCACUGACUCAAGCAGCAGGUGGCACCGUAGGGACUUCAUGAAACUUAUCAUGGAGGCCACUGCAGAUGGAAGAGUUCUGGAGUACGAUACUGAGACUAAAGAGGUUGCAGUCAUGAUGGAGAACUUGCGCUUCCCCAAUGGUAUUCAGCUCCUUCCUGACGAAGAGUCUGUUCUUGUUGCUGAAACUACAAUGGCAAGAAUAAGGCGGAUUCACGUGGCUGGUCUCAAUAAGGGAGGCAUGGACACUUUUGUAGAAAACCUGCCUGGCUUCCCUGACAACAUUCGCCGCAGCUCUUCUGGCGGGUACUGGGUGGCUAUGUCUGUAAUCCGGCCAAACCCUGGCUUCUCCAUGCUCGACUUCUUGUCACAAAGACCCUGGAUUAAGAAUAUAAUUUUUAAGCUCUUCAGCCAGGAAACACUAUUGAAGUUUGUGCCACGCUACAGUCUAGUGGUAGAGUUGCAGGAUGGAGGAACAUGUGUGCGGAGUUUCCAUGACCCUCACGGCACUGUGGCAGGCUACAUCAGUGAGGCCCAUGAGCACAAUGGUCACCUUUACCUGGGCUCAUUCCGUUCUCCUUACCUGUGUAAACUGGAUUUAAGCAAAGUGUAAACCAUUCCUACAGCAACAUGGGACUUUACGUCACUGGCAUUUUCUUGGGCUUAUUUAUCAGUCCUGUAACAUUUCAAGAAGCAACAAAACCCUGUGGUACCCUUACCCAUAAUUCUUUGCUAAGUCCUUUAUACUCAUUCCUACAUUUAACGCAGAUGCUGAUGUUCAGCUUUGACUGACCUUUAGGUUUUUGUUUUGCAGAGCCAUGUGACACUAUUAUAAUUCCCUAUUUUAUUUAGAACAAUAUGUGUAUAUACUGGCAUGCCUGCAAAUGCCCCUUGCUUUAUUUAAAAGGGUGACAUUUCUAUAUUUGUUAGGCUAGUGUGACAGGUGGUGCACAUUGUUUGCCCUAUGAUUUGUUUUAUUUGCACUGAACUGUCAUCUGGCCCUUAAAAUAGAGCUGCUGAUUUACUUGAAAACGUUGCAACAGAAAUAUCUGUGCAGAUGAUGACUUGUGAAAUCCAAAAUGUAACUCUGGAAUGAUGAAACAGUAUUUUUCCUAAUUCAUUGCUUUAUCUUAAAACACUGACAUUAAUUAUGUAUAUGAGCCUUCAAGUUUGUGUUGGCAAAGAUAAUUUCAGUUUGAAAAGGGAACUGGCAAUUAGCAAUAAUUUCCUGUUCAGUGCUUAUGCCAAUUUGUGAAUUGUCUAUGGUAGCAUUGGUAUCAGCUACUCUAUAGCGUGUACAAUAAAUAAAUGAAUACAUUUGA
Molecule: messenger RNA, 2108 nt
Organism: Clarias gariepinus (North African catfish)
Lineage: Eukaryota; Metazoa; Chordata; Actinopteri; Siluriformes; Clariidae
Gene: apmap
Product: adipocyte plasma membrane associated protein
Exons: 9
Coding region: 152-1399 (415 amino acids)
Biological process (GO): biosynthetic process
Molecular function (GO): strictosidine synthase activity
Source: RefSeq, a predicted model, not a curated record